Molecule: messenger RNA, 891 nt
Organism: Papaver somniferum (opium poppy)
Lineage: Eukaryota; Viridiplantae; Streptophyta; Magnoliopsida; Ranunculales; Papaveraceae
Product: cyclin-U1-1-like
Exons: 2
Coding region: 27-725 (232 amino acids)
Biological process (GO): regulation of cyclin-dependent protein serine/threonine kinase activity
Molecular function (GO): protein kinase binding
Source: RefSeq, a predicted model, not a curated record
AACGGUGAUGUAGUGUAGAGCUUUAGAUGUUAGACGGUGGUGUGGAUGAGAGUCCUCGGCUGACUGAGUUGAGCAAUAGCACCGAGACGACGACGCCAAGAGUGUUGACUGUGUUAUCUUUCUUGUUAGAAAAAUUGGUAGCUCGAAAUGACCGGCUCCUGUCAAUAGACCAAGAAGGGAAAAUUGAUAAUAAUCAAGGAUUUAUCAAGUUAUGCGAAGGGAAGAAGACACUGAAUGUGUUCCAUGGAGUUAGAGCUCCAAGUAUGAGUAUAGCAAAGUACUUGGAGAGAAUAUACAAGUUUACCAAUUGUAGCCCAUCUUGUUUCGUGGUGGGUUAUGUUUAUAUUGAUAGAUUGCUUCAUAGACAUCCUGAUUCGCUUGUUCUCUCAUUAAAUGUACACAGGUUACUGGUUACUAGUGUCAUGGUUGCGUCCAAGGUUCUUGACGAUGAGCACUACAACAAUGCAGUUUAUGCUAGAGUUGGAGGGGUUAGCAAUGCUGAACUGAACAAGCUGGAAAUGGAGUUGUUGUUCUUGUUGGAUUUCAGGCUUGUAGUGAGCUCUCGGAUUUUCGAGAGCUAUUGUUUGCAUUUGGAAAAGGAAAUGAUGUUGGGUGGUAUUGGCCAAAGAAUUGACAGACUGGUUUUGUCUAGUUCUGUCGACGACGAGACUGAAAUAUCAGUUGAUGAUACUCAACGGAGUUCUUCCUCGCCGCCUCUUUUAUGACAUGUUUCUUUCUUUGCUUAUACUUAUAUAUGGAGUCUCUCUACGCCCCCAAAAUUGUUGCGGCAAAGAAGAGUAGAUACAUCGAAGUAGAACUGUGUUCUUCAAAUCGGCAACGUAAUUCAGGCGUUAAUGUGUCUUUCCCAAAUGAGUUUAUUUCCUUGGUACU